CAGAAAGUGGAAGUUCUGCUGUAGGCUAGUAAGUUCUAGGCUGUAACAGCUUCAGAACACUUGUCCUUCUGUUUUGCUUUUCUGACUGAGAUUCCUUGAAAUAAGAGGAGGCAGAAAAUGGAUAAGUUACGUAGAGUGCUAGAUUUCUGCAUCCGCUACCAGAUUGUUCUGGGUUACAGCCUUGUGUCCCUGCUGACAGCUGCCAGCGAGCAGAUCUUCUCCUCUGUGGUGUUCAAGUGUCCCUGCAAUUCUAGUAACGUGCUGUAUGGCUCCGUUUUCAUCCUAGUACCUGCCUUAAUCCUCUUUCUUCUUGGCUACAUGAUGAAUGCCAGGACAUGGCGCCUGCUGACUGGCAGCUGCCCUUCAACAAAGGACUGCAGCUGCAACCUCCAGGGAACCUGCAUUCGCUGCUGCUGUGUGCUAGGGCCGGUGACAGCCAGAGCUUUGGUGGCCCCUUUCACCUGGAUCGCGGUGGCCCUGCUCAGCGCCAGCUUCUAUGAGUGUGCAGCCAGCGGGAACAGCCUGAUACAGAAAUUCAUGUGUAAAGGUAAAGGACCAGACUGUAACAAUCUGCUGGUCAAAAUACCCUGCGACAACACAUUAUUGAAGAACAAGACACUAUCGAAGAACCUACCAGAUGAAUACCUCAGCCUCCAGGCACAGUCCCAGCUCAUAGGGUGGUUCCUGAUAGCCAGCAUCACAACCGUGGUACUGAUCGCAACAUGUUGCAUCCGCUGUCACUCCCCGAUCAGCUAUCUUCAGCUCAAGUUCUGGCAAAUUUACACAAAAAAGGAACUGGAGGUCUUUGAGAUCAAGGCUAAAGAGCAUGCAGCUAGGCUGGCAGAAAUUAAUAUUAAGUGCUUUUUUGAAGCCACAGAGCCAGCACCGUUUCAGACUCCCAGCAAUGAAGACUGGCAGAAGAUUUCAUUCUUAUAUACGUUCAAUCCACAAGAGCAGUAUUACGGCACGAUACACAAGUACAUUAACACAGACAGAGGCAAGAGCAUCCAGUUUGAGCACGGAGAUCUGAUUCCGCCUGUUUUAGCAUUUGUGGAUGAAGCAGGCACAAAUGAAUCAGGGUUUUAAUGAAACAAAACCUUUGUAACACCAGCAGGCCUUUAACCCUACUCGUAUUGAGAGCCUUAUUCUGUGCUCUUAUUGAAAUCUAAGCAAACUGUAUGUAAAAGCUGAUAGGUGUAACCCUCAGCAGAUUUGUUUUUAAAUACACUUUAUUACUUUUGCUUAAGUACAUCUCAAUAAAUAUGUCUGUCAUGACAGGA
This is a messenger RNA of Apus apus (common swift), 1280 nucleotides long. RefSeq names its product calcium homeostasis modulator family member 6 (gene CALHM6). Gene Ontology annotation, molecular function: monoatomic cation channel activity. The coding region runs from base 118 to 1086 and encodes 322 amino acids. The record is from RefSeq and is a predicted model, not a curated record. The transcript is spliced from 2 exons. NCBI's taxonomy places the organism in Eukaryota, Metazoa, Chordata, Aves, Apodiformes, Apodidae.